This is a messenger RNA of Meleagris gallopavo (turkey), 6353 nucleotides long. The record is from RefSeq and is a predicted model, not a curated record. NCBI's taxonomy places the organism in Eukaryota, Metazoa, Chordata, Aves, Galliformes, Phasianidae.
UGGCCGCCCCAUAGCGCCGGGGCGGGACGCGCUCCGUGCGGAGCUUUGGGGAGAUCAUGUCGCUGCUGUGCGUCGGAGUUAAAAAGGCCAAAUUUGACGGACCUCAAGAGAAGUUCAAUACCUAUGUGACGCUGAAGGUGCAGAAUGUCAAAAGUACCACCAUCGCAGUGCGGGGCAACCUGCCUGCCUGGGAGCAGGACUUCAUGUUUGAGAUCAACCGCCUGGACCUGGGCCUGACUGUGGAGGUGUGGAACAAGGGCCUGAUUUGGGACACCAUGGUGGGGACGGUGUGGAUCCCAUUGCGCACCAUCCGGCAGUCCAACGAGGAGGGCCCUGGGGAAUGGCUGACCCUCGACUCGCAGGUCAUCAUGACUGACAAUGAGAUUUCAGGCACUAAGGACCCCACCUUCCACCGCAUCCUCCUGGACACCCGCUUUGAGCUGCCGUUGGACAUCCCCGAGGAGGAGGCGAGGUAUUGGGCAAAGAAGCUGGAGCAGCUCAACGCCAUGCGGGACCAGGAUGAUUACGCCUUCCAGGAGGAGCAGGAGAAGCCACUGCCCGUGCACGGCUCCCAGUGCUGCAACUGGAACUAUUUCGGCUGGGGGGAGCAGCAGAACGAUGAUCCCGACAGCACGGUGGAUGACCGGGAUAGUGAUUACCGCAGCGAGACCAGCAACAGCAUCCCCCCACCCUACUACACCACCUCGCAGCCCAACGCCUCGGUGCACCAAUACCCCAUGAGGCACCAGCAGCAGAGCUCCCGCGACUCCUACACCGACUCCAUGCAGAGCUACGAGAUGGACUACUCAGACCAGCGGCCCAUCAGCCCCACAGGGAGCAGCCGCUACGCCUCGUCUGCCGAGUUGAGCCAAGGCAGCUCCCAGCUGAGCGAGGACUUCGAGAAUGAGAGCCUGAGGGACUCAGAGCUGGACGAGCGGGACGGCGACUCCUACCACUCCUGCCACAGCUCCGUCAGCUACCGCAAGGAUUCGCCACGCUGGGAGGAGGAUGAGGACGAUGACCUCUACCUGGAGGAGGAGGAGGAGGAGGAAGAGUUCAAUGAGGACUACAGUGAGAAUGAGGAGGGCUACCCCAAGGAGGAAGAGGAGGAGGAGGAGGAGGAAGAGCUGCGGGAGCCGGGUGCCUACGAAGCCCCCGAGCGUGACGCCUAUCCCACGCCACAGAAGCCACAGCAGCAGCAGCAGGUCCCACAGGUGAAGCCACAGCAGCAGGAAAGGAAAGAGGAGAGGAAAGAGGAGAGGAAGGAAGAGAGGAAGGAGGAGAGGAAGGAGGAGCAGGAUACAUCUGCCCCACAGGAGGCCCCAGAGGUGCAGAAAGAUGAAGCUCCCGUGCAGGAGCCGGCACCCGAACCCGAGCCCCCAAAACAGGAUGAGAGGGAGCCAGUGGAAGCGGAGGUGCAGGACCCCAAAGCACGAGCCAAAGCCAACUGGCUGCGAGCCUUCAACAAGGUCUGCCUGCAGCUACAGGAGGCUCGUGGGGAAGGUGAUGGAGAAGCAAAAUCGCUUUGGUUCAAAGGCGGGCCUGGCGGCGGGCUGAUCAUUAUAGACAGCAUGCCGGAUAUACGCAAGCGAAAACCCAUCCCUUUAGUUAGCGAUUUGGCAAUGUCCUUGGUCCAGUCCAGGAAAGCGGGAAUCACAUCCGCGUUGGCCUCCAGCACCUUGAACAAUGAGGAGCUGGUAGGUGCUGGGAGAAAACCAUGUUACAAGAAGACCCUGCAAGCCUUAGUGUACCCCAUCUCCUGCACCACACCCCACAACUUCGAGGUGUGGACGGCCACCACCCCCACCUACUGCUAUGAGUGUGAGGGGCUGCUGUGGGGCAUCGCCCGGCAGGGCAUGCGCUGCGCCGAGUGCGGGGUCAAGUGCCACGAGAAGUGCCAGGACCUGCUCAACGCUGACUGCCUGCAGAGGGCGGCGGAGAAGAGCUCCAAGCACGGAGCUGAGGAUCGCACGCAGAACAUCAUCAUGGUGCUGAAAGACCGCAUGAAGAUCCGCGAGCGCAACAAGCCGGAGAUCUUCGAGCUGAUCCAGGAGGUGUUUGGGGUCACCAAGACCACGCACACACAGCAGAUGAAGGCUGUGAAGCAGAGCGUCCUGGAUGGCACCUCCAAGUGGUCGGCCAAGAUCAGCAUCACGGUGGUUUGUGCCCAGGGCCUGCAAGCAAAGGAUAAGACGGGCUCCAGUGACCCCUAUGUGACCGUCCAGGUUGGAAAGACGAAAAAAAGGACUAAAACCAUCUAUGGCAAUCUCAACCCGGUCUGGGAGGAGAAUUUCCAUUUUGAGUGCCAUAACUCCUCCGACCGCAUCAAAGUCCGUGUCUGGGAUGAGGAUGAUGACAUCAAGUCCCGCGUCAAGCAGCGCUUCAAGAGGGAAUCUGACGACUUCCUGGGCCAAACCAUCAUCGAGGUGCGGACACUGAGCGGGGAGAUGGACGUCUGGUACAACCUGGACAAGCGGACGGACAAGUCGGCUGUGUCGGGAGCCAUCCGGCUGCACAUCAGCGUGGAGAUCAAGGGCGAGGAGAAGGUGGCCCCCUACCAUGUGCAGUACACGUGUCUGCACGAGAACCUUUUCCACUUCGUGACGGAUUUACAAAACAACGGUGUGGUGAAGAUCCCCGACGCCAAAGGGGACGACGCCUGGAAGGUUUACUUUGAUGAGACAGCACAGGAGAUCGUGGAUGAGUUUGCCAUGCGCUAUGGGGUGGAAUCCAUCUACCAGGCCAUGACGCACUUUGCUUGCCUUUCCUCCAAAUACAUGUGCCCGGGGGUGCCGGCAGUGAUGAGCACCCUCCUGGCCAACAUCAACGCUUACUAUGCCCACACCACGGCCUCCACCAACGUCUCUGCCUCCGACCGCUUUGCCGCUUCCAAUUUCGGGAAAGAACGCUUCGUCAAACUCCUCGACCAGCUGCACAACUCGCUGCGCAUCGACCUCUCCAUGUACCGGAACAACUUCCCUGCCAGCAGUCCUGAGCGGCUGCAGGACCUCAAGUCCACAGUGGACUUGCUGACCAGCAUCACCUUUUUCCGGAUGAAGGUCCAGGAGCUGCAGAGCCCACCCCGAGCCAGCCAGGUGGUGAAGGACUGCGUGAAGGCAUGUCUCAACUCCACCUACGAAUACAUCUUCAACAACUGCCACGAGCUCUACAGCCGCGAGUACCAGACCGACCCGAACAAGAAAGGUGAGGUGCCCCCUGAGGAACAGGGGCCCAGCAUCAAAAAUCUGGAUUUCUGGUCCAAGCUCAUCACCCUGAUUGUGUCCAUUAUUGAAGAGGACAAGAACUCCUACACGCCCUGCCUGAACCAGUUCCCCCAGGAGCUGAAUGUGGGGAAGAUCAGCGCCGAGGUGAUGUGGAACCUCUUUGCCCAGGACAUGAAGUACGCGAUGGAGGAGCACGACAAGCACCGCCUGUGCAAGAGCGCAGACUACAUGAACCUGCACUUCAAGGUGAAGUGGCUGUACAACGAGUACGUCACCGAGCUGCCCUCCUUCAAGAGCCGCGUCCCGGAGUACCCUGCAUGGUUUGAGCCCUUUGUUAUCCAAUGGUUGGAUGAGAACGAGGAGGUGUCACGGGAUUUCCUGCACGGAGCGUUGGAGCGCGACAAGAAGGACGGGUUCCAGCAGACGUCGGAGCACGCGCUCUUCUCCUGCUCCGUGGUGGACGUCUUCUCCCAGCUCAACCAGAGCUUUGAGAUCAUCAAGAAACUUGAGUGCCCCGACCCGCAGAUUGUCGGGCACUACAUGCGGAGGUUCGCCAAGACCAUCAGCAACGUGCUGCUGCAGUACGCCGAGAUCAUCUCCAAGGAUUUUGCCUCAUACUGCUCCAAGGAGAAGGAGAAAGUGCCCUGCAUCCUGAUGAACAAUAUCCAGCAGCUCCGCGUCCAGCUGGAGAAGAUGUUUGAGGCCAUGGGGGGGAAGGAGCUGGACACAGAAGCCAGUGACAUCCUAAAGGAGCUGCAGGUGAAGCUCAACAACGUCCUGGAUGAGCUGAGCCGAGUGUUUGCCACCAGCUUCCAGCCCCACAUCGAGGAAUGCGUUAAGCAGAUGGGGGACAUCCUGAGCCAGGUGAAGGGCACCGGCAAUGUCCCCGCCAGCACCUGCAGCAGCGUGGCACAGGAUGCUGACAACGUCCUGCAGCCCAUCAUGGACCUCCUGGACAGCAACCUGACGCUCUUCGCCAAGAUCUGCGAGAAGACCGUGCUGAAGCGCGUGCUGAAGGAGCUCUGGAAGCUGGUGAUGAACACCAUGGAGAAGACCAUCGUGCUGCCACCGCUCACCGACCAGACGAUGAUUGGCACGCUCUUGAGAAAACAUGGCAAAGGGACAGAGAAGAGCAGGGUGAAGCUGCCCAGUCACACUGAAGGCACGCAGAUGAUCUUCAACGCGGCCAAGGAGCUGGGGCAGCUCUCCAAGCUGAAGGACCACAUGGUGCGGGAGGAAGCCAAGAGCCUGACCCCCAAGCAGUGCGCGGUGGUGGAGUUGGCGUUGGACACCAUCAAGCAAUACUUCCACGCUGGCGGUGUGGGGCUGAAGAAGACCUUCCUGGAGAAGAGCCCCGACCUGCAGUCGCUGCGCUAUGCACUGUCCCUGUACACCCAAGCCACCGACCUGCUCAUCAAAACCUUUGUGCAGACGCAGACAUCACAAGGAUCCGGUGUGGAGGACCCAGUUGGGGAGGUGUCCAUCCACGUGGAGCUCUUCACCCAUCCCGGCACCGGCGAACACAAAGUCACCGUGAAAGUGGUGGCUGCCAAUGACCUGAAGUGGCAGACGUCGGGCAUCUUCCGGCCCUUCAUUGAGGUCAACAUCAUCGGCCCCCACCUGAGUGACAAGAAGAGGAAAUUUGCCACCAAGUCCAAGAACAACAGCUGGGCCCCCAAGUACAACGAGAGCUUCCAGUUCACACUGGGGACAGAGACGGGUCCCGAGUGCUACGAGCUGCAGGUGUGUGUGAAGGAUUACUGCUUCGCCCGCGAGGACCGCACGGUGGGCAUCGCCGUGCUGCAGCUGCGCGACCUCCUGCAGCGGGGGGGCUGCGCCUGUUGGCUGCCCCUCGGCCGCCGCAUCCACAUGGACGACACGGGGCUGACGGUGCUGCGCAUCCUGUCCCAGCGCAACAACGACGAGGUGGCCAAGGAGUUCGUCAAGCUCAAAUCCGACACGCGCUCGGCUGAGGAGGGCGGCACUUAAAUCACACCCCCCUUCACCCACCCCCCGCCUGCAGCCCCCACAGCGUCCCCCAGCCAUGUAUAAGCCAUAAGAGAGGCCACAACGGGCGGCUCCUGCCUAUGGGAGGGGGAUGUGGGUGCAGCGCCGGACCCUCCCCCCACACCCCAUUCCUCCUUUGGCUGUGAGAAAGCACAGAGCGUCGCCAUCCCACACCCACGGGGCUAUAGGGCUGCACCUCAAACUGGGCAACGGGGCAGAGCUGCCCCUUCCCCAGCGGAGAUGGAGGGAUCCCAAAGACCCCGCCUGGCCCCCCCGCCUCGUUGAGGGACGUAAGGAAAGCUCUGGGCUGGGGGGGCCCAGGUGAUGGCCCGUUGUCCCCAUCCCUUGUACAUAUGUAGAUAGAGCUGUACAUAAAUGGGGCAGCUGUGCCCCGCACCCCGAAGGGCUAUGGGGGCUGGGGACCCCCCCAGCUGGCGGCGGCGGCAUCACUGGGGCUGGAGGGCAGGGAGCAACCCCCAGCCCCAUUCCUGUCUUCCCUGCCCCGUGUCCCACCCUAGGUGCCAGGGUGGGGGUGAGGGGCACUCACAUCCCAUGGGCUGGGGGCACCCACCUCCACAGCAGCGCCCACGGGACCUCCUUGGCACAAGAAAAACUUUCCCACCCCCCUUCAAGCCCGAGGACCCCUCCCCUAUUCCCCAUUAACCACCAUUUGUGUGAUCAGUGGUGUGCGUGUCUGGAGGAGGGGGGCAGGAGCACAGGGUCCCACCCACAGCCAGAAGCCCCCCCCAGCUCAAUAUAUACCUCUCACCCCCCCCAACAGGGUACCCCACCCCGACUCUCCAUCUCCUUUCUAUAGGGUUUGCCUGGGACCAAAGGGUUUAGGUGUCCACUCUUUCUGUUCAAUGUUUACACCCCUUUUCUAACUGCUGCUCCCAAGGGGGCUCAGCCCUGCCCCCCCUGCCCCCCCAUGUGCCCCCUUCCUACCCCAUCCUGUUUGGCAUGUGAUGGACACCCCUCCCCCCCACACUCUGCUCCAUACCUGUGUGUCUGUACCUCCCCCCCAUAGCAGGGGCUCCCCUGGAUGCAUGACAGUGAGAUGUUUUGCACUAUUUUGACUUUUUUGGGCUCUGUAAAAAUAUUUUAUUAUAACUGACAUUAAAA